AUGACACCGCCCUCAGAGAAGACAGACAGUGUGUCAAGAGUAAAGGCACUAGCUGCGCUUGUUAACGCUACAUUGGAAUCACGAGCAUAUAUCGAUACAAAGUUAUUAUUCCCCAGUAUUAACUGGUCUUAUCUUGUAUCAGAUCAAAUCAAAAACAACCCCAACAUUGCUGACGUGGAGACUACCGAGACAAUUUGCCAAAACGAUGAAAAUAUUCUCCGUGUGAUUCAUGAGUUGAUUUUGAGUAUCGAUAAGAAUCGUCAUCGCCAGAAAAAGCUCAAUGAAACAUUAUUGGCAAAAGAUCGCCAGAUAGAUGAUUUAAAUCGUCAUGUAUUGACACUAGAAAAGAAGUUGGCUAGCAAAGAACAUAAGAGUCGGGAUUCACUCAUAGACCAUACUUUGUUAACCAAACAGGUUGAACAUCUAAGUAGGACCAAUAAGUUGCAACUGAAAAAUGUCAAAACAUUGACGACAUCAAAUAAGGAUCUACAAGCAAAAUAUCGAGUUGAAUUGAAACGCAAAAAUUUAGAAAUCAGCAAUUUAAAAAACAAGUUACUUGAAAAGAGAAGUUUGAGCUCAACUAUUGAAUAUGGAAUACCACUAACACCAUCGCUGCGACCAACAACAACAACAAUAAAUCUUAGCGAUCAAGUAGUCAACGAUAAAGAGAUUUACAACAAUACCCCCAUCAUUGACAACAAUUCGAAUCUAGGGAUAUCUUUUGAUAACGUUGAGCUUGCCAAGAUUCAAAAAAUCGUUCGCGAUGAUUCGUCAGAAUAUAUCAAAUCACUAACAAUGAUUAUUGAGAGCAUCACUGGUGAAAAUUAUAAAUUGACAAAUUUCAUUCACCACGUUAAGAAUUACUUGUCAAUGGUUAAUUUACAAAUUACAAAUUACAAGGGUGCUGAACUAGACUUGGGGAUCCCUGCGCCAUCCGAUAUGAUUGACUUGAAACAAAUAAAUGACAUGGAUGAAACUGUGGUGCAAAAGUAUUAUAAUGAGAUUGAUAAUUCUGAAGUGGUGGAGUUGCCCUUGGUGAAUGAAUUUUAUAAAUUGUAUCACAACUUGAAACAAAUGUUGGAAUUGGUGGCUAAUAUUGGAAUUGACCAAGAAGCUCAAAAAGUUAUUGAUAACCUUCGACAGGAUCUUAAAGUGACAAAAGAAUGUUUACAAGAUUCAUUGGAAAUGAAUGAAAAAUGGAAAAAGAUUGCUAGAAAGAGAGAAGAUACGUGA
Messenger RNA from Lodderomyces parapsilosis, 1233 nucleotides. RefSeq lists its product as uncharacterized. The record is from RefSeq and is a predicted model, not a curated record. NCBI's taxonomy places the organism in Eukaryota, Fungi, Ascomycota, Pichiomycetes, Serinales, Debaryomycetaceae. The transcript has a single exon. Bases 1 to 1233 code for a protein of 410 amino acids.